Meloidogyne enterolobii is the source of this 1203-nucleotide messenger RNA. Lineage: Eukaryota; Metazoa; Nematoda; Chromadorea; Rhabditida; Meloidogynidae. The record is from the annotation of a GenBank genome assembly.
UCUAAUUUAAUAAUGAUGAAAGACGACACAUCAUCCCUGGAAUCUGGAGAAUCACCUUCUAGCAACGAGGAAGGUUGUAGCCUCAAUAAUUCUAUAACAUCUUUUCUUCAUAGGCUUCGGCAUAUGCCCGAACAGAAAAAGCAGCAACUAGUCUCCAAUUCUGUAGCAAUUGUUAGAAAUACAGGAACUCCCAAAUCUAAUGGAAAUUGUGCAAGUGUGGAAUGUGCUCAACGGGAAAGUGUUCCCCUAACGGCAGAUGAGGUUUUUGAAGUUGUUUAUGGUGUCAGGGAAGUUGAUAAAAAUAGUCAAAAGAAUGGGAAUGAACGCGGUGUUCAAAAGAUUGAGAAUGAUAGAAGUACUCAAAAGGUGGAGAAUGAAAGGAGUGUUCAAAGGAAUGAGAAUGAACGAGCUCCUUUUAAGAUGGAGAAGCUAGAAAGGACUGAAAAGCCAGGAAUGGUUUUCGUUGUAGAUGCUCAUGAACGCAGGGUUCGGAUUGUAUCGAGAGAGGAAAUGAGGAAGCAGUCAUCACGCCUAAUUCUUUUGGAAGACUUGCCUGAGGAAGAACUUUCUCGUUUUGGAUCCAUUUUUGCUGAUGACAUUGAGAGCUCUGAUAGAUUUGUACAUUGUGAUAUUUGUGACCAAUAUUUUGACUUUUGCUGCCUCGAACAUCCACUUUAUCAAUGCCAGGAUCGGGAUCCUGCUGUAAGUGCUCAGAAUUCGCCGUCCAAAGAAGGAGAUGAUAGGGCUUCCUUGACAUUGCCAGGCUUUUUGUAUAUACACAAUUCUCCUAUUCCGAAUGCUGGCAAAGGUGUUUUUGCUAAAGUAGAUAUUCCUGUUGGAAUUGUUUUUGGUCCAUAUGAAGGUAUUCUUUUUCAAGAUCCUAAGAAAGCAAGUCAGGAUGGAUACUCUUGGGAAUUGCGUGUUGGCAAUGGAAAGCCCUCCUUUUAUAUUGAUGCGAAGGAUCCUCGAUAUUCUAAUUGGAUGCGUUAUAUCAAUUCGCCAAGGCACGAAAGUGAACAAAAUCUUCUAGCAUUCCAAUAUCGUGGUUCUGUCUUUUACCGUGUCUAUCGCCCUGUUGACAAGAAUAGCGAAUUAUUGGUUUGGUAUGGAAAGAGCUUUGGCAAAGAACUCGGUAUAAUAAACGCAACUAGUAAGAAAAAACCUUUUGUUUUCUAUCCCGGAAAGAAUCCUUUUGUUUUGUAG